AUGUUUCAACUUUCGCGGGUCCGCGGCAAGCCAAGCAGGCUUGGACUUGCUAGCUUAGGGAUUGGUACACGAUCACCUCUUCCUACAAGACCUUUUCGACUACUAUCGACAGAUACACUGGCACCACCCAAAUCCCCAAGGCCAAGGCCGCAGAUACCAAUCGAGCCUCGUCCGAGGUCUCGUUUACUUAGCCGUAUCCUGUUGGUGGCAAAAUAUACUGGAUAUGCGGCACUCUCCUCGACAUUUGGGAUUCUGUUACUAGGCGCAGGCAUAUUCAUUCAUGACGCUUUUACUUACACGAGCAAGAAUAUCCACCGCGUACCGGUAUUACCUCUUGCACUUCAUCCAGAGCAGGGGGGACCGAAGAACCUGCCAAUUGUGAGGGCACUCGUGGAUGACGUGGAGGAUGAGGAGGCGAAGAGCCUUUUGAACAAACCGAAGUUGGUAGUUGUAGGAGGAGGCUGGGGGGCUGUUUCUGUCCUGCAAACACUAUCUCUCGGUGACUACCACGUGACCGUCGUGUCACCGGAAACCUUUACCACUUUUACUCCUCUUUUACCUUCGGCCGCGGUCGGUACAGUCCAGGUUCGCACGUUGGUCGAGCCUCUACGCAAGAUCAUAGCUCGUCUUCGCGGCCAUUUCGUAGACGCCAAGGCUGUUGACCUUGUGAUGUCCGAGCGGUUACUAGAACUGGAGACUGUGACUUCAACUGGUGAAUCCCAACGUAUUUAUCUUCCCUAUGAUAAACUGAUCAUUGCAUGCGGCUCGACUUCCAGUACACACGGCGUCCCGGGUCUACAACACUGUUUCCAACUGAAAACCAUAUCGGAUGCACAGGCUAUCCGACGGCGAAUUCUUGAUAACUUCGAAACGGCCAGUCUUCCUACCACAACUCCUGAAGAACGCAAGCGCUUGCUAUCAUUCGUUGUUUGCGGAGGUGGCCCAACAGGCGUCGAGACAGCAGCCGAAAUCUAUGACUUCUGCCAAGAGGACAUAGCGAACUACUAUCCCAAGAUAUGCCGCGAGGAAGUCUCCAUACAUGUGAUCCAGUCACGCGAGCAUAUUCUCAACACAUAUUCGGAGGCCAUAUCAAGAUAUGCUGAGGAAAAGUUCCGUCGUGAUCGCGUAGACCUAGUCACGUCUGCUAGAGUUGGCUCCGUUCACCCUGAUCACGUCGUGUAUACCGUGCGGUCGCCGGACGGGACGAUUACCACACAUGAGAUCCCGACAAAUUUUGUACUGUGGUCCACCGGCAUUGCAAUGAACCCCUUUACCCGUCGGGUAUCCAACUUAUUGCCCAAUCAGGUGCACAAGAAGGCGAUCGAAGUUGACGCCCAUCUUCGUGUAAAAGGUGCGCCGUUGGGCGACGUGUAUGCCAUUGGAGACUGUGCAACUGUUGAGACGUCUAUCGUGAGCUACCUGCUAGAGUUGGUCGAUGAGGCCGACAAGAACAAAGAUGGCAGGAUCGACUUUGACGAAUUUGAUUUUAUGGUUGCAAGGAUCAAACAUCGAAUACCCAUGGCUGAGUCCCAGUUGCAGAAGGUCCGAACAUUGUUCGAUUUGUAUGACUCAGACGCAGACAACACUCUUUCUUUGAAUGAGCUGUGUAAGUUGUUACAAGAAAUUGGAAAUAAGAUAACAGCACUUCCUGCCACCGCUCAAGUGGCUUCUCAGCAAGGAAAGUACCUGGGCAAGAAGCUAAGUCAGUUAGCGAAGAAACGAGAAGUCCUCGAGGCGAACGGCAUACAUGACCUGGACGAGGCUAUAUCCGGGCCAUUCCGCUAUACUCAUCUCGGCAGUCUCGCGUACAUUGGCAACGCCGCAGUUUUCGAUCUAGGCAGUUUGUCGUUCAUGGGCGGCCUUGCCGCCAUGUACGCGUGGCGCAGCAUUUACUGGAGCGAGCAGGUUUCAGCUAGGACACGUUUUCUAUUAAUGAUAGACUGGAUCAUUCGUGGCGUCUGGGGUCGGGACUUGUCCAGGCUUUGA
Suillus paluster is the source of this 1986-nucleotide messenger RNA. Its product is annotated as nucleotide-binding domain-containing protein. Lineage: Eukaryota; Fungi; Basidiomycota; Agaricomycetes; Boletales; Suillaceae. The transcript is spliced from 14 exons. Bases 1 to 1986 code for a protein of 661 amino acids. Gene Ontology annotation, molecular function: calcium ion binding; NADH dehydrogenase activity. The record is from RefSeq and is a predicted model, not a curated record.